CAUAACAGUUGCCCAUGGAGAGGUGUGACGCUUCGUGGAGCUAGAAAUAGAAUGUUGUCCUUAUACAUGUGAAACGGUAUUGAUUUUGUUUCUUUUGUAAACAAAUUAAAGACUUUUAAUCAUGAUGUUUCGUUUUUAUAUGACAAAGUUAGAUUUAAGUUUGUAAAGCAGUUCAAAUGAUGGAUUAAUUUUGUAAUAUUUUAGUGAAAAUGAACUAUGACACGAGAUAUAAUAAAUACUAAGUAAGAAAAAGUGGUAAUUUCUUCUAUGACGGAAUAACCAAAGUUGUAGAAAGGAUAAGCAAUUGGCAAUGAAAACAACAGAAAGUGAUUUAAGUAAUGCAAAUUCAAAUUGUAAGGUCAUUCUAAAGAAAAAUGGCAGUAGAGGUUCAUAUGAACGAAAAUCGUCAACUGCUGACUGCUCUGACCGGUUUUAGCGAAGAAUCAAAGUAUGAUGACGUAAAUAAUUUAAAAAAUACUGUUAAUGAUAACUGGAACGAAGCAGUCACACCAUGGAAGGCUGUUUCUUCACACCCGAGAUACUAUCCUUACCAAACAUCUCUCGUGAUUAAACGAAAAUCUAAACCUACUGACAAUAGGGUACCAGACUGGCAGAAAACCAGUUCAGAUGGCGAAGCCAAGCAAACUGUUCGUUGUGUUGGUGAUGAAUUGGACAGUGGUUCAUAUUUACACUGGAAAGGAAUGGUCGAACAAGUUACAUACAGAUACGUGCCUCACAAUGGGUACUAUAGAACAAUGAAAUUUUUAGGUUUAGAUAAAAGGGAAUGGUUCACUGUAAACAAAAAACAACCAGAGCAAGUAUCUAUGAGCUGGCAGAGCAAAAGAUAUCAGAAAGAAUUGAAACGCCAAUUAAAACGCGAAUUUGAAAAACAAAACAAAAGAGAAAGUGAUCAAAAAGAUUCAUUGAAAUUACAGUUAACUCAAUUAGACAUACAAUCGGAAGAGACCUGUUUGGAUAUAUCGGAGAAACAAGAAACUAGAAACGACCAAUCACGUAGACGCGCGAAAAGUACGAAAUCAUCCGACUUUUCUAAACGUUGCCAGAAAGACCAAGACGGGUAUCUUAUUCCAGAAAUCAAAAGUGCUCCUUUAUUGCCUGGAGAUUUAUAUAAAUCUAGAAGUGACCUAUAUAUUGAAAACAUUUCAUCGCGUAUAAACGCCUUAGAAAAAGAAAUAGCGAACGAUACAAGAUUACGGAAACCUCAGGAAGAUCCUGUAAAACAGCUGUUUAGACCUAAAGGAAAGGAAAAGGGAACAGAAAGAGAUGUAACUCCUCGUCCUUAUAAGAAAGAAUCAUUACCAGAAGAGGUAUUUACUGCCAAAAGUAUAGGGACAGUCACACAAGAACUAAAACCUCCGGAGAAACUUAAUCCAAUCACACGGCUGUCAACAGCUUCCACGUCCGAUUCUAAAAGUGCACCCGUCACUCAGUUAAAAUAUACAACUUCGUCAGGAAAUAACGCUGCCAGUUUUAAUCUACCAACUCUUGAUCUCGAGAAAACGUUAAAUUCGUACAAGAUGGCAAUAGAAAACACAAGACAAUCUUUAUUAACAACUCUCAAUGGAAAACAAAUUGCGCGGAGAACUAUUACUAGUAAGAACUAUAGUUCACCAACAACCAUCACAAUAUGUGACAACGGAUCCGACAAAGGAUCGAUUCAGGAUUAUAUCCAGCCACUGAAGGGAGAUAAGCGGUUCAGAAAUAAAAAGGAACCGCUAAAUGGUGUCGCUGCUCUUUUGCCCGAAAUCGCGGGAAAGCGAUUAGAAGUUCCAACGACUACACAUAGAUGGCUAUAAAAAUUACAGGACGUCGAAUUACGUUAAAUUCUGUAAGAUAAAAUGAAGUAAUCUAUGAUAAAGUGUAAUACAAAAAAAAGUUUGAAGCCUGAACAACAGUGGUUUUCGUAACCCGAAUAAUACACUCACUCCCCGUAAUCGACUCUCCCACUCGCGAGGGUUUAGCCCCCGUAGAGCAACGGAAUAUAACGACUGAAUUAUUCGGGUUAUAGUUUUCGUUGUUUUGUGAAUGAACUAAUUCCAGUCAAAAAGAAUGGUGCUUUGAUGCUAUGUGCACUAAAUAACUAACUUGUUAUCUUCGUUUUCAAUGAUUUACAUAUCUGUGGAAAUGCAAAAUGCGACUGAUUUAUUUCAUUUUUCUAAAUUUCUGAUAGUAAAAUGUCGAGGAUGAUUUCUCAUAUUUAACAUUCACUAAGUUUUAAGUUAGAAACUAUUGGUUAAUUGAUUUAUGUUCGAUGUCAGAGGCGAAAAUUAAUGCAUACUAAUUUCAAUUGAGGACUAACAGUAGUACAUUUAAAAAAUUGUCUUUGUUUUUAUUUUAUUUUGCUAUUCGUUUAUUUUUUAGAAUUUGAAAGUAGAAAUAUGACAAAUUUUAAAAUAAAACUAAAAGGAUCGCAAAUAACAGUAUACCUGUUUAAAUCCAUGGCUUUUCUGAUGCGCUUUGCAUUUCCAUGUGUAAAAAUUCAAUAUUUGAACAUGUUACUGUAUAAAAUAUGGAUAAUUUAUGACAUCCAUUUAAUCAGAUUUUUUUUCCAUUUGAAUCAAACAGUUGGUAGGAGUGCAAUACGCUCAGAGUGCCAAAAUACUCGGGAUUCAAAAGAACGAUUAAGGAAUUUAGCUCAUUAUUUUACUGCCAAAAUCAAUACAAUUCAUUUUCAACUUAAAAUUAAUCCUACAUGCAAAUACCAACAGCUUAGAAAUUGCUGACCACGGAAUACAAUGUAGAACUGUAAUUCCAAUAAAUAAGUAUAUUGUAAGGCCUUGAAAUCACAAAACCAAUUAAAAUGAUUGAAUUUAAAGAUUAAUCAUAGAAUAAGAAUGACAUCAUUUUUGUUUAUAGUUUAAGAUAAACAUAAAAGGAUAGCACAAGUUACCAAACAUAUCGGACAGCACAAAAGAUCAACACAACCAUCAACGAUCGUUUCCUCCGACAACAUCAACGUGCAAACACACACCAAUUAUUUUUGUAGCAGCGAAGUAACUUCUGGUAUUUUUUAUGUUUCAAUGAAACUGAAACCACCCCAGUCAUUUGUAUGACGAAUCGUGUACCAUUUACCCUGGAAGGUCACAAACAAUUUACAUGUACAUGUAUAAUCUUGUUUUUUUUCUUUUUCAUUGUGCAAUCACUUUGUUAAUAUAGUGCCUUUUUUGGAUUGUUUGAGCAAUCCUUAUUGUUUUAUUUGUAUAAAAUGUUUAUUUGUAACAAAUAUUUAUUUACAACAUUAAAUAUGUAUACUCUUUUA
Molecule: messenger RNA, 3280 nt
Organism: Mytilus californianus (California mussel)
Lineage: Eukaryota; Metazoa; Mollusca; Bivalvia; Mytilida; Mytilidae
Exons: 2
Coding region: 375-1817 (480 amino acids)
Source: RefSeq, a predicted model, not a curated record